This is a messenger RNA of Triticum turgidum subsp. durum (durum wheat), 597 nucleotides long. The record is from the annotation of a GenBank genome assembly. Lineage: Eukaryota; Viridiplantae; Streptophyta; Magnoliopsida; Poales; Poaceae.
AUGUCUCCUCUUGAGCAUAUUUCGCGUGUUCAAUCGGUCAGAAAGGAGCAGCCAUCCAAAAACUUUAAUUUUCAUGGUGGAUUUUCCUCGUCCAAUGUUGCGGCUCUAAAGCCUAACAAGAAAAGUUUCAAAAAAAGUCCAAAGCCAAAUACUCUGCCACCACCACAAAAUGAUAAAGCUAAAAGGUCAAAGCCAAGAUCAUCUCAAGCAUCACAAGAUGACACUAAUAUGGAUGUGCUGCUCACAAGUACUUUGAUAGGCAUACGAGAAACCCUUGCAAGUCCAGUACAGACUGUAGCCCCAAAGGACCCAAAUGCUCCUUUAUGGGACAUGCUCAAGAAGAUUCCGUUGCCACCUGAUGAGAGGAUGUCGGUCGGGAUGCAUCUAUGCAAGCCAGAAUUUGCAGUCCAUCGAGGUUUUCUUGUCAACAUGGGUCAAGAAUACCUGGAGCGUUGGGUGUAUACAUACUUAUCUUAUCUGACAAUUAUCCUGCUGGCAAACGUGUCGGCGAUGAUCUUGUUGGUAACCUUGGAAACAAAGAUCCUGCUAGUAACCUUGGCGAUGAUCCUGCUGUUAACUCUAGCCCUUUCUGAGUAA